CCAUGACCACCCACCCCGUCACCCGUCACCCGUCAGUCGACAACAACAUGAUCGGCCUAGCCCAGCUCGCACCGCCCUGAACCACGAUCCGCGUCGUGGGGGCCGCCGGCAAGCAAGGACAAGGACGCCCCCCGUCUUCGCCUUCGUGACCGCGCCCUCCAAUGCCCAUACUCGCGUACUCGUGCUCGUGCUCGUGCCUGUGACGCUCCCGCUCUUGCCGGCCCCGUGCCCCGUGUCUCUGUCAUAUUAUAUCACGGGACAUCUCCACUUCUCUGAUUCUCGUACAUGCUACCAACGCGCUCAUUGCACCAUCUGACUCGGGACCCGGGCCCAGGUACGUCGUUCUGCCGCAGAGCCUGCCAGUCACGCACGCCCGCGCCCGCACCACACCGAUUGCGCGUCCGAAAGCCGUUGUUCCGCUGUUCCGUUGUUCCGUUGUCGUUGUCGUUGUUGAUCGCACACAGGCACGCCGCACGCACAGAGCAGCGCAGAGCAGCGACGAUGUUCGAGGCAGCGCGCCACAGGUAUAGCCCGGGGUCGGCGUGCGCACUGCGAAUGCUCCCAGUCCCAGUCCAUCCAUACCACACACACAUGCACACACCGCAGCGGGAAUUGCCACACUCGGUUAGCAAUGUUCGUGGUGUGCAAUGUGUGCGCCCCCUUCGGGCAGUAAUAGAACACGUCCAACGCCUGCUAUUGCAAAUGGGAAUGGGAAUCCGCGAUCCGAUUUGGGUGUCCAACUACUUAUUAUGUAUGAGCAAUGAAA
Messenger RNA from Postia placenta MAD-698-R-SB12, 766 nucleotides. RefSeq lists its product as hypothetical. Lineage: Eukaryota; Fungi; Basidiomycota; Agaricomycetes; Polyporales; Adustoporiaceae. The record is from RefSeq and is a predicted model, not a curated record. The transcript is spliced from 2 exons. The annotation marks the transcript as partial.